CCUUCUUUUUUUAAGGAAAAUCAAUAUUUUAUAAAUAAAAAUAAAAAAAACAUACUUAACGAUUAAAUUAUGGCAUCAACAUUUUAUAAAAUAGGCGUUACAACGCUAAGUGCUGCAAUUGGUUCGGUAUUGGCAACAUGGUCCUUAGAUCGUAUGAAUUCUACCCACACGGUCAGCGCUGAAAUGAAAAGACCACCCAAGCGCAAACGUACAUUAGUUUCACGUGCCGAGCAAAUGAAGGCUCUACAAAGUGGCGAGGAGUAUGAUGUACUUAUUAUUGGUGGCGGUGCUACCGGUGCUGGUUGUGCACUAGAUGCAGUAACUAGAGGUCUAAAAACUGCUAUGGUAGAAUCGGACGAUUUUGCUAGUGGUACAUCUUCGAGAUCGACUAAAUUGAUUCAUGGUGGUGUACGCUACUUACAAAAGGCUAUAUUAGGCUUAGAUUAUGAACAAUAUCGUAUGGUUAAGGAAGCCUUACAAGAAAGGGCCGCAAUGCUCGAGUCAGCUCCUCAUUUAGCUCAUCCAUUGCCUAUUAUGCUGCCAGUUUAUCAAUGGUGGCAGGUACCCUACUACUGGGUGGGCAUUAAAUGUUACGAUUUGGUAGCUGGUGAUCGUAAUGUCAAGAGUUCUUACUUGUUGUCGAAAGCAGAAGCAUUGGAACUAUUUCCCAUGUUGAAAAAAGACAAACUUUGUGGUGCCAUUGUCUAUUAUGACGGUCAACAAGAUGAUGCCCGCAUGUGUUUGGCGGUAGCUUUAACGGCUGCUCGCCAUGGUGCCACCGUUUGUAAUCACGUGGAAGUUACGCAACUAUUAAAGAAAGACGAUGGCACUGGCAAACAAGUCUUGUGUGGUGCCAAGGUUAAGGAUCAUAUAUCCGGCAAAGAAUUUACUGUCAAAGCAAAAUGUAUUAUUAAUGCCACCGGUCCCUUCACAGACUCUAUACGCAAAAUGGAUGAUCCCACCGUCAAGACCAUUUGUUGUCCCAGCUCGGGUGUACACAUUGUAUUACCCGGUUACUACAGUCCCGAUCAGAUGGGUCUCUUGGAUCCCUCUACUUCGGAUGGUCGUGUAAUUUUCUUCUUGCCCUGGCAAAGGCAAACAAUCGCUGGCACCACAGAUUUGCCGUGUGAAAUAACACACAGCCCAAGGCCCACUGAAGAUGAAAUUCAAUUCAUUUUGAACGAAAUCAAAAACUAUCUCAAUGCUGAUGUUGAGGUAAGACGUGGUGAUGUUCUUUCAGCUUGGAGUGGCAUUCGCCCGCUGGUAUCCGAUCCAAAUAAGGAAGAUACCCAAUCAUUGGCUCGUAAUCAUAUUGUCCAUGUAAGUCCUUCUAACCUAAUAACAAUUGCCGGUGGUAAGUGGACAACAUACAGAGCUAUGGCCGAACAUACUGUUGAUGCUGCUAUUAAAGCUUGUAAUUUGAAGCCAGAACGCCAAGAAGCUGUUACCUCUUUGCUGAAGAUUGAAGGCGGUCAGGGUUGGACACCAACCAUGUAUAUACGUUUGGUACAAGAUUUUGGUUUGGAGUGUGAAGUCGCCCAACAUUUGGCCAAAUCCUAUGGUGAUCGUGCCUUUGCUGUAGCAAAAAUGGCUUCUCUAACUGGCAAACGUUGGCCCAUUAUCGGCAACCGUAUUCAUCCCGAAUUUCCCUAUAUUGAUGCCGAAAUUCGUUAUGGCGUUAGAGAAUAUGCUUGCAAUGCUGUUGACAUGAUUGCACGUCGCUUACGUUUAUCCUUCCUUAAUGUACAAGCUGCCCAGGAAGCUUUGCCUGUUAUUGUCGAUAUCAUGGGUGAAGAAUUGAAAUGGUCCAAAGAAGAAAAGGAGAAACAAAUUAAAAAUGCUAACGAUUUCUUAGCUAAUGAAAUGGGUCAUAUGGUUAAUCGUGCUUCUAAGGAAAGAAUUCCCAUUAAAUUGUCCAAGGAUGAAAUACAAACAUACAUCAAACGAUUCCAACUUAUUGACAAAGACAAGAAGGGCUAUGUUUCCAUUAAUGAUAUACGCAGAGCCCUUAAGAGCUUUGGUGAUGGUGAUAUUUCCGGCGAACAAUUGCAUGAAAUCUUAAAGGAAAUCGAUACAAAUAUGAACGGUCAAGUUGAACUUGAUGAAUAUUUACAGAUGAUGUCGGCCAUUAAGACUGGCGAUGUGGCUUAUUCCCGUUUCGCUCGUAUGGCCGAAUUGGAAGAACAAAAACAUGAAGCUGCUCAACUUAAGCAAAAGAUUAGUGUAGAUCGUUCUGGUGGCGGUUUAUAAAUAUUUUAAAUUUAUCAUUUUCCAAAUCAUUUUUUUCAUAAUUUGUAGUUAGAAGACAAACAAAAACAACUUAACAUUUACUUAAUUAAUAUCAAAAGAAACAUUUUAACUUCUCCCCUUAUAGUGUUUAAUAUUUACAAAUAACAUUUUUUCAUUCAUUAUGCUGUUAAAGUUAAACCUUACUUAAGGAAAUUUAAAAAAAAAAAAACAAAGAGAAACAAGCAAACAAACAAACGAACUUAUUAAAUACAUUUUUGAUUAAUAAUAAGAACAAGACAAACAUAACGAAAUACAUAAUUUAUUAAUAAAAAUGUAAAAUAAACGGUAUGAAUCAUUA
This is a messenger RNA of Lucilia cuprina (Australian sheep blowfly), 2587 nucleotides long. It is a transcript of the gene Gpo1, whose product is annotated as glycerol-3-phosphate dehydrogenase, mitochondrial. Gene Ontology annotation, molecular function: calcium ion binding; glycerol-3-phosphate dehydrogenase (quinone) activity. The transcript is spliced from 10 exons. NCBI's taxonomy places the organism in Eukaryota, Metazoa, Arthropoda, Insecta, Diptera, Calliphoridae. Gene Ontology annotation, cellular component: glycerol-3-phosphate dehydrogenase (FAD) complex; mitochondrion. Bases 70 to 2250 code for a protein of 726 amino acids. Gene Ontology annotation, biological process: glycerol-3-phosphate metabolic process. The record is from RefSeq and is a predicted model, not a curated record.